Molecule: messenger RNA, 1268 nt
Organism: Brienomyrus brachyistius
Lineage: Eukaryota; Metazoa; Chordata; Actinopteri; Osteoglossiformes; Mormyridae
Product: fibroblast growth factor 19-like
Exons: 3
Coding region: 291-935 (214 amino acids)
Biological process (GO): positive regulation of protein phosphorylation; animal organ morphogenesis; cell differentiation
Cellular component (GO): cytoplasm
Molecular function (GO): growth factor activity; fibroblast growth factor receptor binding
Source: RefSeq, a predicted model, not a curated record
UAAUCUUAAUUCAUUUUUUGUAACCAGUUUUGAUUGAAAAACUAAAUCGAAACAUGAGAUCAUGGCUCGCUUCUCAAGCCGGGAAUGGGUGUGUUACGAUUUGUCUCGUAGUGCCGCACAGGGGGAAAAGGUUAUCGAGUGAAGAGAUAACAAGCAGAUUUAAAGGGCGGCAAAGGGAUAAAACGCUAAUCCAUAAAAAGCUAAUCGCCGGUUUAGGAGUGGGACAGCUUGUGCUGUUUGACUUAAAGACGGCCUAUUAUAUUGUCGGUCCUUAGAUCCGAGGGAUCAGCAUGUCUCGCGCAGAUGGCAUCCCCUCCUGCCUGAUCCUUAUUUUAUGUGCGGUUGCAGCAUUUUGCGGACCGGUGCCCGAGUCCGAGCCGCUAAUAGCAAACGGCUGGGGGCAGUCUGUCCGCCUUAGGCAUCUGUACGCUGCCAGGCAUGGAGUCAAUCUGCAGAUCAACGAGGACGGUACCGUAGACAGCUCAUCUCUGCAAAGUCCUUACAGUUUGCUGGAGAUCAGAUCGGUUGACACCGGCUUUGUUGCGAUCAAAGGAGUGAAGAGCGCUUACUAUCUCUGCAUGGAAGAAAGUGGAAAACUGUAUGGAUCGCGCACCUACGUAAAAGAGCAUUGCUCAUUCCGAGAGCGUAUCCUGUCAGAUGGCUACAGCAUAUACGUCUCAGACAGAUACCGGGCGGUGGUGACCCUGAGUAACGGCAGGCAGAAGGGCCAGGCCGGAGACAAAGGCCUAUCCUCACUGUCCCUCUUCUUACCCAUGGCAAGCACACUUUCUCUGGGGGCAGUCAGUGUGUCCCUGAAGGACCCUGGGCCUGGAGGCCCUGAGAACGGGAAGUCGCCCUUUCAGAUCGAUAGCACGGAUCCCUUUGGGAAACUCUCUCAAGUUUUCAUCCAUAGUCCUAGUUUCAACAAGAGAUAAGUCUGCCUCACCAUCUUUAAGAGAAAUCCAAGGACAUUUGUCCGCACCUCGUUUGCAAAUUGUAAGGGAAGAAACUGGUUUUAUGAAACAACAUAAAAACGAACUAUAGUACAAACAAAAAUGCAUUAAGAAGCUGCAGCAUGUAAAAUGAUCAAAGGGAGACAACUUUGAAGAAAUUCCACCUCGUAACCCACCACUCAAACAAGGAAAAGAAUAAAGAAGAAUACAAAAGACAUAUUUUUAUAUUAGGUUCAGACAUUUUUUUACAAACAUUAGUAUAUAGUUUUGUUUAUUUAAUUAUGUUUUUAACAUUAAUACAAAGAAGUAUAUGAU